AGUACUUCCUCUUUGACCUCAUAGUUGGGAUGGUUGUGCUGCCUCCUUACAAAUGUGUUGUUGCUCUCGGUGGAGACUGAUUCAGUGUGUUGGUUUUUCAAGCUGUACGGCAGUGGUCGACUGAGCAGUCAUUGCUCAAGAUGGAGGUCAAGAAAAAGAACUUCUUGGGGAACCUGCGUCUGAAAACUAAGCUGGUCAACCUGAAGAAGCCUGGGAGAAAGAAACUAGGAAGAAAGCUGGCCCAUCGGCGCAGUAUCUCUGUACCAGACCUCAGGUUUGUGCCAGACGAAUCAUUUCCUGCUGACAACCCCGAUGGGUCCACUCCCUCUGAUGCCAUCUUUUUUGGCCACUCCCCUGGUCAAAGUGAUUCUGAUUCUGUUGCAAGUGGCUCGAUCGUUGAUGGACAACACAUCACAGACAAACCAUACGAUACAGUCUCAGAAAAUCAACUCCUCAGAGUUCCCAGAGAACGCACGGCUGCUGCUUUAAAAAGAAUAAGCGCACCAUCGGGGUCACAGAGCCUUUAUGAUGAAAUUGAUCAAAUGUCAUAUACAGGCUCAGAGAUCAAGCUGAAUAUUGCUCGAGAAGGCUUGUACGCUAAAGUCAACAAAGGAGCCAAGGGGAAUGCACCUAAAUUCCCCUUUGACCCUAUUCUUCGACCAAAAUCUCCUUUCCCAAAAGCACUUUCACCAAGACCAGACCUGGUAGAGAGAGAGAGUGUCUCUGGUGAAGACGCCACAGCAGACAGAUGGUCAUCAAGUGCUGUCGCUGCAGUUCUGGCCAGAGCAAGCUCAAUGGGAGACCAAAUUAACCCUUACAGAGAUAAGAGGCCCGCAUCAGUUGAGUAUAAAAAGUCCUCCUCUGAGAAAGGAACUCCACUACAAACCAGAGUAGCUCGUGCGGAUACAAUGUCUCCGAUGUUAGAUACUCUGGGUACUCCUUUGGAGAGGUCAGAUGGAACCUCUCAGGGCUCUACCUGUGGCUCUCCCAAUGACGAACAAGGCAAUAUGCCCUGGACAACAGAUUCGGAGGACCUGGACCGAGAACUUUGCUCUCCCUUUCUGAUGGGAGACUUCACCAACGAAGAGAUUCUGCUAGAAGAAAUACGAAAAGAGGAGGCCUUGGAAGAAACCGCAGAGAUGUCCAGUGAAACAUGCGAUUUAUUUGACGAAAACAUGCAAGAUAUUCUGGAAAGCUCUUCUGUUGUAACUGGGGAGACGGACAUCCAGGGACCCCUACCCUGCCAGCGAUACCUCCUGAGCAUCAACCUGAAGCAGGGAAGGAACCUGGUCGCCCGAGCCAAGCGGUCUGGUAGGUCAACAACAAGCAGGUCAUCAAUAAGGACCAGUGAUCCUUAUGUGAAGUUCAAACUUGAAGGAAAACAGUUUUGUAAAAGCAAAGUGGUUUACAAAAGCCUAAAUCCGCGGUGGAAUGAGACCUUCUUCCACGCUCUUCGAGACAGAGAGCAUGACGUGGAAGUUCGGGUCUUUGAUAAAAAUAGAACUGCUGAUGAGUUCAUGGGUUCCAGCACUAUUUCCUUGAAAAGUCUUGAAUUGUACAAAACAUAUGAAAUGGAGUUGCGUCUUGAUGAUCCAAAAAGUAAAGAAGAUGACAUGGGAGUUAUUAUUGUUGACAUCUGCUUGAUGUUUAGAGAUGCCACGAUCAAAAGAAGCCCAAGAUGGCCACCGAGGAAGAAUAAGCAGAACCCGGCCCCACCAACCCAGCGGCCAAGUGAGACGCAGAGAAAUCCGCUGAACAACCAGAAGUGGACAGGAGUGCUCCGUGUCACCUUGGUGGAGGGACUGGACCUGCCGCAGUAUGGCGACGGGGACAUCUACGUCCGCUUUCGACUUGGUGAUCAGAAGUACAAAAGCAAGAACAUCUGCGUUCAGGCCAAUCCCCAGUGGAGAGAGCAGUUUGACUUCAAUCAGUUUGAAGAUAACCAGGAACCUCUGCAGGUGGAGGUUUACUCAAAGAGAGGGAGGAAGGGUGAGGAAUCAUGGGGGAUGUUUGAGAUUGCCCUAUCGAGACUUCCACUUAAUGAGAGGCAGCUCUACACUCAUGUGCUGGACCCAGGAAAGGGCAGGCUGGUGUUUCUGGUCACCCUGAGACCCUGCUGGGGAGUCUCCAUCUCUGACAUUGAAACAGCUACCUUGGAGAGCCCUGAUGAGAGAGACACAGUAGAGAAAAAACUCAGCCUUAAGAACACACACAAGUGUGUGGGAGAGGUUGGUUUCCUUCAGGUCAAAGUCAUAAAGGCAAAUGAUCUUCCUGCCACAGACCUCAAUGGCAAAAGCAACCCUUUUUGUGUUGUUGAGCUCGGAAACAGCAAACUUCAAACCCACACAUUCUACAAGACCGUCAAUCCAGAGUGGAACAAAGCCUUAACAUUCCCAAUAAAGGACAUUCACGAUGUGAUAGAGUUGACUCUCCUCGAUGAAAAUGGAGACAAAGCCCCAAACUUUUUGGGGAAAGUAGACAUUCCAUUACUGACCGUUCAAAAUGGGCAGCAGAUAUGUCUGUUGUUGAAGAAAGAAGACUUGGGAAGUGCAUCAAAGGGAACAAUCACACUGGUGCUGGAUGUUAUCUACAAUAAAGUCCGAGCUGGUAUCAGAACCUUUAAACCAAAGGAGACAAAACUAAUGGAGGAAAACCAGAAAUUCUCCAAAAAGGUUCUUGCCCGGAAUAUAUAUCGGGUUCGAAAUAUCAGCACAGCAGUUCUGUACACGUUACAGUACAUUAAAAGCUGUUUUCAAUGGGAGAGCACGCAACGGAGUCUAAUAGCCUUUCUGAAUACUGGGAAUAUGACAAGCUACCUGUCCGCCAGCCAGCUGAAUUCCUCGGGGGUGAGGGGAGCGUCGCUUUCGAAUUGCCUCAUGGGAGCUGAGGUGACAACACAUGACAUCUUCCUUGUGACGGUGUGGCACUGGGAGCUCUUCAUGCUGCCCCUCUUCCUGCUGCUGCUCAUUGGCUGGCACUACUUCCAGCUCUCUGCAGGGAAGGCCAGCUCCAACCAGGACCUGGUGAACAUGAGCAUGGGUGACGAAGAAGAGGAAGACGAGAAGUUUCAGGAAUCUGGAAAGAAAGGUUUGAUGGAUAAGAUACAUAUGGUGCAGGAAGUAGUGCUGGUUGUCCAGAACGUUUUGGAGGAAAUCGCAAACAUCGGAGAGAGAAUCAAGAACAUAUUCAACUGGUCUGUCCCAUUCCUGUCGUGCAUGGCCUUCCUGAUGCUGUUUGUAACAACAGCACUGUUGUAUUAUAUCCCUCUUCGAUAUAUCGUGCUGAUAUGGGGCGUUAACAAAUUUACCAAGAGGCUGCGCAACCCACAUACUAUUGACAAUAAUGAAAUACUGGAUUUCCUCAAGAGGGUGCCUUCUGAUGUUCAAAAGGUGCAGCACAGCGCGAUCAGAGCGCCCACCAGCCAGAACCAGCCGCGGAAGAAAAGGUAAGCUUGGUGGACACGCUGGAUGAAAGGCUGCUCUUCUUUUUGAAUACGGUACAACGCGGCCCACCUGACAACAAUGCCUCAGUACCAGCAGAGCCUGUGACCCUGAGCCCCUCCCCCCCACACCACCCUAACUCUGCCCCCUGCUGCUGAGGGGCAGCCGGCCGCUCUCUGGUUUGUGUGUUUGCCACCCCCCUGACAGAGGCUGUGAACUGCAGCAGCGAGGAGGCCAGCACAUGGCGCUGUCAAUCACAAGCCUGGAGGUAAAGAAAAGAGAGCGCUGCGAGGCUGAGCCUUCAUCUUCGGAUAUCAUUUAGAAAAGGAAUGAAAAGCGUCGGGCUCGGCUUACCUUAGACCUCCACUGUUUUUUUUGGGACUUUGGUGAAACUAAGAAAUAUGCCUUCAGGUUAAGUUAAUACAGGCCUAGCAGUUUAUCAAAAACAAUCCAUGGAUUUUUUUUUCUUUAACCAUGUUAAUAUAAUUAAAGGACAUUUUGCAAUAGAUUUUUUAAAUAAUCAUCAAAAUAAUAUGUUUAGUUGCACAUUAAAAAUAUUAGGACAGAGUACUGAAUUUUACUUUUUUUUUUGUGGUAUGGAUUUCCUGUAUAUAAUAUAUUGCUUUCUUAAUUCUCUCUUUGAACCAAAUAUAUAUUUAUGUACUGCAAGUGUAUUAUUACCAGCUGCCUUUAUGUGUAUAUAUUUUUACUGAGUAUAUGUCUGCAUCAUCAAAUGGAGAAUUAGCAGAAAUGCUGAAUAAAGAGUGUGAUCAGU
Gymnodraco acuticeps is the source of this 4215-nucleotide messenger RNA. RefSeq names its product multiple C2 domains, transmembrane 2a (gene mctp2a). The record is from RefSeq and is a predicted model, not a curated record. The transcript has 24 exons. Gene Ontology annotation, cellular component: synaptic vesicle membrane. Gene Ontology annotation, molecular function: calcium ion binding. The coding region runs from base 141 to 3449 and encodes 1102 amino acids. Gene Ontology annotation, biological process: regulation of neurotransmitter secretion. Lineage: Eukaryota; Metazoa; Chordata; Actinopteri; Perciformes; Bathydraconidae.